Molecule: messenger RNA, 3801 nt
Organism: Phyllopteryx taeniolatus (common seadragon)
Lineage: Eukaryota; Metazoa; Chordata; Actinopteri; Syngnathiformes; Syngnathidae
Gene: gpr141
Product: probable G-protein coupled receptor 141
Exons: 3
Coding region: 156-1148 (330 amino acids)
Biological process (GO): G protein-coupled receptor signaling pathway
Cellular component (GO): membrane
Molecular function (GO): oxysterol binding; G protein-coupled receptor activity
Source: RefSeq, a predicted model, not a curated record
CUCAGCACCAAAGAGAAAACACUCCUUCAUCGGGCUCAUAACGCAAAGCGAGUUAAUUAAUUUCAUAAUCUUCUCAGUAUAGGUUCACAGACAAUCACUCUUGUAUCUAAGCAGCAAAGGAACAAACACGGAGACCUCAUGUGCUUUAACCCCUGAUGGACCAAAAGUAUUACAAAAAAAAAACACAACGCAACUGUAUCUGGAUAAACAUGCAGAUGGCCUCAAAACCAACGCUCACCACUCCAUCUGUAAUCCUAACCCCCACACUGACCACAGUCCCCCAAAAUGAAAGCACGAAGCUGCCAGAGGAAGAGGAGUACCACACGCUCCUGCUCGUCGUCUACACGGCGGUUCUGCUCAUCGGCAGCACCAGCCUGAGUGUCACGUUGCGCGUAAUGAAGUCCAGGACAUCAUCCACCACCUCCAUCGCUGUUCUCAACCUCAUCUUCGCGCACUUUCUUUUCCUUCUCACUGUGCCCUUCAGGAUCUAUUAUCACGCGGCUCAGGAAUGGAGCCUCGGCCUGGGCUGGUGCCGAGUGGUCAGCAGCAUGGUCCACAUCCACAUGUACAUGUCUUUUGGCCUCUAUGUUGUCAUCAUCAUCACACGCCUCCUGGUGUUUUACCACAAGGCUAAGCAUUUGGAGUCUUCACCGGGGAUUUACGCGCAAGCUGCUAGUGUCGGGCUGUGGAUGAUUGUGCUUGUCAUUGUCACUUGCAUAAUCUAUUUUUCCUACGGCCAAAAAAAUGGUAAAGGUAAUACCUUGGACCAUCAAUGCUUUAGAUUUGCCAACAACAUAAAAUCCACUGCCAGGGUGAUCAACUACAUCAUUAGUACGUUGUUUAUAACAGUAGCCAUUGUGCUGACCGGCCUCCAAGCCAAUGUCCUGUGGCUUUUAUACAGGAAACAUCACCAGCGGUGCACGUCACAACAGGACUUUGGGGCUCAGCGAAAGAGUCUGUCCUUCGCCGUCAUCAUGGUGGUGUGCUUCAUCCCAUACCACAUAUUCCGACUGUAUUACUUGGAACACCACGAACUGCAGAAUCUCAAUGAGGUGUUUCUGAGCUUGACCACCUUGAACUGCGUGGACACGCUCACCCUCUUGGGAAGGAGGACAUGCUCCUUGUGCGUCCCAGGAAAGGCGAUUUAAUCAGCAUGCCCAAUGACUCUUUUGUAUUGUGAAAAAUCUUACACCACCCCGGACUUUGUUCAUUAAUUAGAGAUGCAUUCCAUUUAGGUUUAACAUUUUACAAGUCUUCACCUCAGAAAUUGAUGAGUAGGCCUACAUCAUCAUGUGCAAUGACAUGUGAGAGAAUUUGUGAGGCUAAGUGAGCAUUUAAAGGAUUAACUCUACUGUAUUCAAUGUUUUACUGUACACACAUAUCAAUAUUUACCAUUUUCGACAGCUUGAAAAUGUGAGCAGACGCACCAAUGACAAGAACAAAUUUGCCGUGCGUGUUCUUACUGCUUUUAUAGUAUGCGGGGUACUUGAAAUGAUCAGCACAGCCCGCCACAUGCAUAAGGAUAUCUCUGGAGAGUAACACAUUAAGCAUUUCCGGUGGAAAGGAAGCGUGCCAGUGCUAUGAGACGAGCGCUGAAGCUACCUCAUUGAGCAUUUAACACAAUUUCUACAAUGUCUGCCUUCGUGUGCCAGACACAGGUAAACUAGCUAAGUUUGCUUUACAUAGGCGUGUUACUAAAUUUUUCAAGUAUGUUCUUGUGUGCACAAGCAGGGCACCACCCAAAUGUUCCUCUUUUGAGUGUAUACAACACCAUUGAAGUUAUAUAUGAAGUUUGAUGACCGCUCAAAUAUGAUUGGCGAGAGCACUUUGACACAUCCACAUCUUCAAAAUGGGUCCGCCGUUAAUCUCCUCGAGUUGGCGAAGGAACAAAAUCACACGGAGCCACGUCGGGUGGGUAGGGAGAUUGCGCCAGUUAAUUGUGACUCAGCAAUAUUGUAUGACGUGACUCGACUCGCUUGAAAUUUGGUAGCGGCUCGACUUUUUUUUCCCCCCCAGUAACUUGGGACUUGUUUGAAACUUGAAUGUUAUGACUUGAGACUUGCACAUAUGUGACUUGCACGCACCUCUGGAUUCAAUACUAAAGUGUUGAUACUUUUCAAGGUGAAAAUUUGAAGGGAUAGCUCCUUGAGCAAACAUUGCGGUGUGUCUCUGCUGUAAGUUCAGUGUCAACUCGGUUUUGAGUUUCAACACGUUUCCCAUGUUGUCAUCAUGAGUUUGCUUGGUUGACGGAAGUUAUCACACCUCCUUACUCCAAUAUAAAAUAUAUAUAUAAAACAAAAAACGCAUAGUUGGCUCAGUAGAAGAAAGUUCCCUUACAAUGACUUAAGUGACACUUUAUUCCAACACUCAACACAACCAGUUACUCCGGGAUUUGGGUGCCAGUUUCAGGUGAAUUCCUGAUUGGCUCUGUUUCACAUCACAAUUACAGAGUCCUUGAGUUGCAGUUAAACCACACACAUAAGAAUUUGCGAUCGUAAAUAGUGAACAGGUUUAACAUUGAGGAAAAAAAUCAAUCUUUACACACCUCAGGAUAACUUUGUGGACUUUUAUUCCAAGGGAGGGAAAAUCCCCAAAUUUGGCAAAAUUGACAUUAGGAAUGUACUCCGCUUUAGCUUUUUGUUUUUGUGACACUACCACAGAAGGGAAAGAGUGAUAGCAAAGAAAGGAAAAAAGUGUUGAUGAUGAUGACAGUACUGGAUUUUUUUUUUUUUUUUUUGGGGGGGUGGCAAAAAUUAAAUAUGCGGCACGGUGGCCGACUGGUUAGAGCGUCAGCCUCACAGUUCUGAGGACCCGGGUUCAAUUCCCGGUCCCGCCUGUGUGGAGUUUGCAUGUUCUCCCCGUGCCUGCGUGGGUUUUCUCCGGGCACUCCGGUUUCCUCCCACAUCCCAAAAACAUGCAUUGAUUGGAGACUCUAAAAAUUGCCCGUAGGUGUAACUGUGAGUGCGAAUGGUUGUUUGUUUGUAUGUGCCCUGCGAUUGGCUGGCAACCAGUUCAGAGUGUACCCCGCCUCCUGCCCGAUGACAGCUGGGAUAGGCUCCAGCACGCCCGCGACCCUAGUGAGGAGAAGCGGCUCAGAAAAUGGAUGGAUGGAAAUUAAAUACUACAUAGCAGAAAGCAUGUUGGCUUAUGACUAGCAUGCAAAUCAACAGAGAAGCCAACAAAGUAAAGUUGUUCCUGAAACAAUAAGCAACCGCUAGGCUCUUGGUGUCCUUUUUAUUGGUUUGACUAUACAGUGGCUAACCUCUACCUACACUUGUAUGACUGGUUAUGAAUGUUAAAAAUCGCGUGACACUUAACGCUGGAGAAGAAAAGAGUUUGUUAAUAUUGAGUUAGUACAGAGAGAAGCCAGUGAUGAAACAUCCGUUAUUGCGGUUCUCUUCUCUUGCCUCAUGCAUUGAAGCACUGUCUCAUGUGCUGUAGCACUGUUUCAUACAAUGCCACUUAUUUUUCAUAAUACCAUUCAAUUUUGAUGGACUGUAAUGAUUAUUUUUCAUCUAUCAUCAUAUCAGAAACAUAAAUUUUUGCACAGAACUUUUACAUGCAUGAUUGACAAAAAAGUCACCCGCAUAUAAAAUCCAAAUUUCUUUUUUUCCCCAUAAUGGCGCAUUCUGCAUUUCAGCUUCACCUCCUGUUUUACAUUUGUGAAAUUUCAUUUUAAAGUUUCUCUGAAUAUACAUUUAAUCGUAUUGUCUCACACUUGACUUUUGUAUGCACAGCUAAGGAGCUUUGCCCUCUUGUUGAGAAUAAGAAAUACAGUAAAUUAUUACUUUGUCAACAUUA